GCUACUUAAAGGCUGCGAGCUCGUCGACAGGAGGUGAACGCUGCCCUUCCCGGCCCUACUCAAACUGGAUUCUAACUCACCCUCCUUUCAAAGCCGCCCGAUGAGAGCGGCGGUCCUCACUCCCGACGCAAACCCUGCCCGAGGCCGAGGCGAUCGGCAUCGCGCCCCGCUCGCCGGCGGCUGCUCCGUACACUCCCAGCCCGAUGCUCAACUGAUCGGGGCCGAGGUAGGACUGAUUUCGGACACUCUUACCGAACUGUUCAGGUCGGCGAGCUGGGAUUGUGCAGAGUGAGAGCAGCAUGGAGAAGAGUUUGCAUCUGUGUGGGCCCCAGGCAGCCGCUGCCAGGCCGCCUCUCCAGAGUGGCCAGUGUACGAAGCUGGACUGCUCCAGACCCUCCGCGGGAAACUUCCCACCAGAGGUGACUUUAUCCUGCAAAGUGCCGCUCAUCAAUACCUUCCUCAAGAAGAAACACGCACAGAGGAAGUUGGAGGCGAGGAAUCUCCGGGCGCUGGGAUUAAUCCUCACUAGUUUGCUACGAUCCGACAAGCUGGGCGGCGGGGUUUUUCUUUCUGGCAGCUGUGUAGAGAAUCGGACCAGUUUGUUUGAACCUUUGAAAAAAGACUCGAGUGAAACUCAAGCGUGCCCGAAGUCAGGAAAUGAUGUUUCCACACUGGUGCCAUCUGCGGGAAGUCCUGGCCAGAUGCAGCAGCCGCUGGGACUGGAACAUGAUGGCCAGGAGACUGGGCUCCCAGCUGAUCAACCCUUUGCUACAGAGGCAUCUGCCAUUAUCUCCGCUUCUGCAAACUUGCCAUUCCAGAACUUGACACAUUCCACCCAAGAUGCUAUCACCACAGAGUGCUGUGGCAACAUGGCCCAAUCUCAUGCCAAUAGCUUCUAUCAGAACCCCUUCUGUCAUGACCGACUGAACCAGGUGAAGGCCGAGAAAGAUUUAAAGACUGGCAUUUUUCAGGAUAAGAGCGAGGAGGCAUCCAUCGACCUUGUCUUUGAUCUUUUGACUCAGUUACAGUAUCACACCCAUCAGAAAGAUGGAAUAGAGAUAUGUGAUGAAUUUUUGCAGGGGAUUUGUGUUUAUGGGAAUGACUGUCUGAAACAUCACACAGUGCUACCUUAUCAGUGGCAGCUGAGAAACAUUGCAACUCAGACUUGGCAGGCAGUGCCCGAUGAGGCGCAAGAACAUUUAGAAAGACUGUACUGCAAUCCUGACAAUGACCAAGUCAAACUUCAACAUCAGGGUCGUGUUUUCUCACUAGACUUUAACUUAAUGACAGUUUAUGAUGUAGAAUUCAACCAAGUGAGGAGAUUGUCCACUGUUUCCUUGGCAAGUUCCGGCUCACAAUUCCACACAGUUUGGAAGUACUAUUGCAGGGAACACUUUGGCUGGAGAGAAUAUUCUGAGGCAGUUGUUCGAUGCAUCGAGGAAGCCUCAUCUCGCGGUAUGAGUGAGAUCUGUUUUGUCAUGCAGCAAAAUAGAUAUAUCCUGAAUUUAAUGGAGGGCUUUCAGCAGAAUGCUGUUUUUGGCACUCGGCGACGAAUCACCCGACGACCCUUAUUUCGCUCUUCUGUACUGCUGUUACCCUGUUUACAGACUUUAGCUGGUAUAUCAGGCAGUCUUGCAAAGUUACCAGAUGGAUCAGUUUCUCAACAAGUGGGCUUUCCUGCUGUCUCUUCCCACUCAAAACUCUAUCCUGAAACAUGGAUUUCAAUGGAACUAUCAGAAGAUUUCAUUCAAGUGCCUGUUUCCCUAGAAGACAAAAGCUAUAGAACUGUGUAUAAUCUUUUCCACAAAACAAUACCAGAAACCAAAUUUAGGAUUUUAAAUAUACUAAGGGUGCAAAACCUAUAUCUUUGGGAAAAGUAUAAAAGGAAAAAGGAGUACAUGUCGCGAAAGAUGUCCGAAAUGGACAAGAUCCUUAACGAAAGACAUCUAUUUCACGGGACCUCUCAGGAUGUAGUUGAUGCCAUCUGUAAACAUAAUUUUGACCCCAGGGUAUGUGGAAAACAUGCCACCAUGUUUGGACAAGGCAGCUAUUUUGCCAGAAAGGCAAGCUAUUCUCACAACUUUUCAAAGAAGUCACAAGAAGGUGUUCAUUAUAUGUUCUUAGCAAAAGUCCUUAUAGGGAAGUACACAUUGGGUAAGCCUUCAAUGCGGAGACCACCACCACAAUCUCCUGCUGAUCCUUCCAGUGAUUUGUAUGAUUCAUGUGUGGAUAACCUGCUGGAACCUCAGAUUUUCGUCAUCUUUAAUGAUGACCAGAGCUUCCCUUACUUCAUUAUUCAGUAUGAGGAAGUUGGAAGCACAGUCACUGUUUGAUGAACAGUGAUUAACAACAAUUAUAAACAAUGAACUUAUCUACACACUAUAGACUUAUCAUUUACAGAUAAACUAUAUGACACAUGUAAAUGGCCAGCUGUUGUGAGACUACUGCACUAGCAGUUUCUUGACAAGUGUAAAUAGUGAAAUACAUUCAUUGCCUUGAACAAUGUUCAUAUGUUUAUGUGCCUCUUUGUGAAUGAGUGUGUAUUUAUAAUAGAAAAUAUGUUGCCCAUUUUUAAGUCUGAAGUAUUUGAGAAACGUUGUAUACUUGACCUGAGUACAGUAGUUUUAUUUUUGAAAUAUCAGAAGCUGAAGUUGUGGAAAUUAAAUGUUGAGCACUUUUAAACCAAAGUUUUAUAUUGAGACAUUGCUCGUGAUCUCAGUGAGGUGAAGCAACUGCCAUAGAUACAGGGGAAAAGUGCAUUAUGCUUACCUUACUUGCAGUAGAUAAAAUCUGCCACAGCAGUCAUGUCAUUCGCCACAAGAAAGGAAGUCCUUACCGUGAGAAAGGCCCAGUUGGUUCUUUCUCAGAGCUGUAAAUUGUGGUGACUGCGCUCUUGAUCUCACUGUCACAUUCUUCACUUCUCAAUCAACUUUGAUCAUUUUCUUGGUCCACUUUUGUCCUCCAUUAAUAAACUGGGACCAACAUAUAGCAGAGUGGGACCCAUUACUGAGAGACAGAAAGAACUGUACAGAUCCAUUGUAUAAUGUGUUAGUUGUAAAGCAAGGGGAACUAAACAGAAAAUAGUUAAAACCGUAAACAUCCCAUUAAUGAGUACCAAAUAUAAUUUUAUAUUCCCAGUCUCUAAAAUCCUUCUACUCCUCUAUAGUUCACAGCAGAGGACAAUUCUUCAAACCACAGUAUUAUUCUGCAGUGAUAAUGUGGGUUUAUCAGAUUUUUAGUGUAAGACUGAAGGUUUAGAAUCAUUUGGCCUGACACUGGAAACCUGACUGUGCCUCCACAGUAACCUCCACACGCUUUGCUUUGUUGAUCAGAUACAAGAGAAAGUUUGCUCCAGUUACAGGAAGAGGGGUCAGUCAGCCUUGAAAAUGUCAUCACAAUGCAUUCUGGGAGCAAUUGUAUGUAGAGAAGCCAAUCACACAACUUUAGUUAGACUGUUCAUAGCACUGACAUAUUGUGUCCUCCAAAAGCUACAAGCAAGAACGCUAUCAUCAGUUGAGUUUUGAUAGAAUCUGCCUGUUUCUAACUUAAUUCUGUCUCACGUUAAUUAUUUCGCUUCAAAAUAAAUACUGACUAUUGGAAGCCACAGAGCCAUUAAGUAGCAGCUGCUUUUUUUAAAAAAAAAUUGUGGUCUGGGUAGGCAUGCCAGUGUUCUCUACUAUCCUAGGACUACAGACAUUAGAACAGGAGGAAACUAUUGAAAAACGCUCCUUAUGGGCGCUGUUCAUAGGGAGAACAGCAGUGACGAAUGCAGAAGAUAAAGUCUAUAACAAACAAGUUGAUUUCUAAUACUUAUGGGCCUAAAUUUUCAGAUCGACGGGCGGGCGCAAUUGCUGGGCCCGGAAGCGGUCAGUGAAUGGACCGCUGACUGUGAUCGGCCCCCAACCGUGAUUUCACAUUGGUGGGCCAAUUAAUGGCCAGCCAGUGUGAAAGGCACGCUGAAAUGCUCAGCGCUGCCAAGGUACGGGCGGGAGGAGAGUGGGCGUUGAAGUCAGCGAGGGCGCCAGGGAGCGCUCACAGAAAGCUCCCUGAAGCUAGAGAGCUAGCUGCCUCAGGGAGCUGAAAAGUUCAAAUCCAAUAAAAACAGAUUUUAAAAUCUGGAAAAAAUACCCACGCUUCAGGAACAGUUAUCUGUACAUGAAAAUUCUGUGCAAACAUUUUUAAUUUUUUAAAUUAACAUCGGACGCCUCAUCCUGCCCUUGGACUAAGUUUCCUGAGAAAGGCAAAGGCUGCCUGGCCAAUUUGCCUGCCCGUCAACCGUAACAUUGGACGGGCAGCAAAAAAUUACGGUUGAUUAUAUGUUAAUGGCCUUAACAGGCCUCUUAAUUGUCAGCAGGCCCGCUGCUGAUUCUCGCGCACGCCCCAAACUGAAAUAUUGCAUGAGUGUGUGAUGAUGUUGUCUUGCUUGCCAGACGUCAUCACGCACUGGUUCACGCUCGAGCGUGUCGGGCGCGUGCUUGCACACCGAGCGAAAAAUUCUGCCCAUGAGUUCCAGAAUUCUGUAACAAAUCACUUUUAUAGAAUUGAAAAAUCAGGGCACAUGCAGGCAAAAGCACAACAGCCUAAUAUGCUGAAGUAGAAAAUAUGCCUUCUGAAAAGCACUGAUUGCUUUGGGCACGUUGCAAUUAUAGUUGACAUCCUAAAGGAUCAAAAAGCCAGUGUUGUCAAUAAAAUAACAGAAGGAUCAGGGAUAAUAAAAGGACUAUAACUGGAUCAAAGAACAGUGUCCAUAUUGUGUGAAAAAAUGGAUAGUUACAGAAGUGCAUGAAUAAGACCAAGUGUAAAACUCUGUUUGAUUUUCAUGAGUUUUCCCAAUUUACAUGUUAUCCAAUUAGGCAGAAGGCUAAAUCCACAUCCUGUACUUGGUUAAAUUGAUGUAUUUAUUGCCAGUGCACCGAGUCUGAAAUUGAGACUGAUGUAAAACUGUGGGUAGAUCCGUGCAUAUUUUAUUCUUAAAUACAGUUUCAAUCUGAAUUGACACUAUUUUGAAACUCAGUUAGCAGGAAGACCUGUUUUAAGUUGUAGUUGAACACGCCCAUUGGUUGAAAUAAGAGAAGAAUUUGAUACGUGCCUGUUAAGCAUACAUAUGAUGAUAGGAAUUUCUCCCCCAUCUAUUUGUGUGAAAGGAGAACAAUUGGCCAUUACUAUGAUGUAUUAAUCCUAUGAUAUUACAGGCAUUUAAUAUUGUAUGAAACCACUUUUUAAUCAUCUUUGCCUUAAUUCCUACAGACUUGUGUAAAAAUCAUUUGUACAGAAACAGGCCUACAAGCUUUUACUUAUGAUCACAUUUUGCCACAAACCAAUGCACAGACUAAUGAAAGAAUUUAUCUGCUAUCAUUUUACAGUGUGAUUACAGCUGCAUUAUUAGAUACAUUUAUCAAAAAGGGUAUCAACUAAGCAUCUGUCUUAAACAUAUUCUGACAUUUUCCUUCCUGUCUUACACAUAUUCUGACAUUUUCCUUCCUGUUUCUAAGAAGCUUGCAAAGCUGCAAAACAGAGUUUUCUUGAUUUAUUUAUUGAGCUAAACAUCACAUGCACUCAGUGCCAUAUUUGUGGCCCUUCCAGAGGGAAGGGGCUGGAUUUUAACUCUGUGCAAGUGAAUGGAUUUUGAUUGAGUUAAAAUCUCUCCCAAGAACUCUAUAAUUAUUGUAUACCAAUUGAUGAUGCUCAGCUGUACUUACUGACUCAUACAAUGAUAAAACAUUGAAAUAAAAUUAGCUAACUUAUUUCCUGA
This is a messenger RNA of Carcharodon carcharias (great white shark), 5752 nucleotides long. RefSeq names its product TCDD-inducible poly(ADP-ribose) polymerase. The record is from RefSeq and is a predicted model, not a curated record. The coding region runs from base 300 to 2333 and encodes 677 amino acids. The transcript has 6 exons. Lineage: Eukaryota; Metazoa; Chordata; Chondrichthyes; Lamniformes; Lamnidae. Gene Ontology annotation, molecular function: zinc ion binding; NAD+ poly-ADP-ribosyltransferase activity.